AUGACUGUUUCAAAAUGUAUGAGGCCAAAUUUGUUUUCACUAAAAUUGACAUUGUAUUUUUGUGUUUUAGAAUCAGGUGCUGUUUUCACAUUUGGAAAAAGCAAAUUUGCAGAAGAUAUUCCUAGCAAGUUCUGGUUCAAAAAUGACAAGCCUGUACAUAUAUCAUGUGGAGAUGAACAUACAGCUAUUGUUACAGGGAAUGGUAAACUAUACAUGUUUGGCAGUAACAACUGGGGCCAAUUAGGACUGGGAUCAAAGAACACUGUCAGCAGACCAACAUGUGUUAAAGCUUUAAAACCAGAAAAAACAAAACUUGCUGUUUGUGGAAGAAACCACACUUUAGUUUACACAGAAAAAGGAAAUGUGUAUGCUGCUGGAGGAAACAGUGAAGGUCAGUUGGGAUUAGGUGACACAGAAGAAAGGACCACAUUUCAUUUAAUUAGUUUUUUUACCAACCAGCACAAGAUUAAACAGCUCGCAGCUGGAUCAUACACCUCAGCAGCAGUAACUGAGGAUGGGCAGCUUUUUGUGUGGGGCGACAAUUCGGAAGGUCAGAUUGGUUUGGCUGAUGAAGCCUGUGUCAGCGUCCCUUGCCAAGUGGAUGUUGGAAAACCUGUUUCCUCUGUAUCCUGUGGAUAUUAUCACUCUGCCUUGAUAACAGGAGAUGGUGAGCUCUAUACUUUUGGAGAACCUGAGAAUGGGAAACUGGGAUUAUUGCCUGAACAGCUGAAGAACAAUAGAGUCCCACAGCCUGUACUGGGAAUUAUGGAAAAGGUUAAUAAGGUUGCUUGUGGUGGAGAACACACAGUGGUGCUGACAGAGACAGAUGUAUAUACUUUUGGACUUGGACAAUAUGGGCAGCUGGGACAUGGUACUUUCAUUUUUGAAUCUUCAGUACCAAAGUCUGUGAAACACUUGAAGAAGCAUAAAAUACGUAACAUUACAUGUGGGGAAAACCAUACUGCUGUAAUUGCAGAGAAUGGCCUCAUGUUUACUUUUGGAGAUGGGCGACAUGGCAAGUUAGGACUUGGAGAAGAGAAUUUUACAAAUCAGUUUGAUCCCACUCUGUGUUAUAAUUUCUUGAGGUUCACAGUCCUUUUGGUUGCUUGUGGUGGCUGUCACAUGCUAGUUUUUGCUGCUCCAAGACCUAAAGGAUCUGAUGAAAUACCCUUACAAGAUGUAUAUGAGAGCCGUUUGACUGCUACUAUCUCUAAAAUGAGUGGAGACUCCCUACUAACAAACACCUUACAACUAACAUCAGCGCGAAUUCGACGUCGAGAGAGGGAAAAGUCACCAGAACAGUUUAUUCGAAUGGCACGAACUCUGCCUCCACUGGGAGAAGGCUUCUUAAAAUCUUCACUGCCUGUGACUAGUAACACUAGCCCACUCUGUUUUUCUGCAACAAGUAUUCCUAAAGCUGAACCUGUGAAGCAUAGAGACCAUGAAAAAGAAAAGAAUCAUCAAAAAGAUAAACCUGGUGAAGGCUCUGCAGGAGAAGAUUCAGAUAAUGAAAAUAAUGACAGGAACCUUGGAGAUACAACUGACAUCCUAAAUAUGACACAUGCAGUGAAAUUGAACCCCAGUGACCAGUCCUUAAAAUUAUCACCACUCCAAAAACAAAAGAAGAACAAUAAAAAUGUGAAACUGAAAAGAGAUGGUAAGGGUGGGCUGAAAAACAAGGAUUCUGAUUUCAUGAAGGAGGGCCCAAAAUUAGACUCCGGCUCUUUACAAAAGCAGUCUUCACUUUCAGAAUCACCUGGACAAGAUUUAGAAAAAUGUACUGCCUUUGUAGGGAAGCAUGUGGCCAAAAAAAAUGCAAUUAAAGGUAAAUCUGAGCAUGCACAAAGUGUUAGUACUUUGAAAAGUGGUGUUCAAAUAAUUACUAGGGACAAAUGCAGAUUAUUGAAAAAGGAAAAAGAAUAUGUGGAAAAUCCCGAAUUUGUCAGAGAGGAAGUAACUUAUAAUCUUCCCACUGAAAAACAAAUUCUGACUGAAAAAACAAAUUCUUCCAAUAAAAAGUCAAAACCUGCUAAAUCUAAGCAAUCCCUUAAAAUAGAUGUACUUCCUUCUGCAUCCGGGGAUCAGCCCCGGACUGAUUCAUUUGUUGUACAAAAACACAGCCCUGUUAAAAAGCAAGGAAGUCAAGAAGCGGUAGAAAGUCAAAACGAAAUAAAGGAUGUUGUUGAAAAAUCUGAUAAAUGUGAAAGAAUAUGCGUCAGAGGAAAAGAAAGUAAUGAAAAGCAGAGGAGUUUUAAAAAAAAGGAUCAUUUCUUAAAACAAAUAGCUGUAACUAUGUCAUCAUCUUCAUCUGAGGAAAGUAGCAAUGAUCUUGCAAAAUACGUACAUAGGAGUGGGGAAAAAGAAGAGGUCGACUAUGAAGACAGAGGGAUCCAGAAGGCAAUGAAAAUAGUAGAAAAUGUGAAGGAUUUGGAAAUAGAAAAAGAAGAUGGUUUGAUUGAGGACAUGCAAACUUCAAACAAUGAGAAAGAAAAUGUAGAAAAGACUGAUAUAAAAAGUCUGAAUGAGGAAGAAAUAAUCUCUGAGGCUAAAUGCAAUGAAGACAGGCAGUUAGAGAUUGAGAAUGAGGAGGAAUCGAAUCAAGAGCAGGAGAGUGAAGGCAGUGAAAAGGGUGAAAGUGAAAAAGAAAAACUAGAUGAAACAGUUGACAGUGACGGUGAACUAGGGGAGGAAGAAGAGAGUGAGGUUAAAAAAAAUAGAGAUGAAGUUUCAGUAGAAAGACAUGAAGAUGAAGAGGAAAAAGGUAAUGAAGAAAAUGAGAGAGAGGAAUCACAGGCUGAAAGAGACAGUGAGAAUGAGGGUGCAGAAGGUGUUGAAGAGAAUAAUCAGGAACAUGGCAAAGAGCAAGGAGGUGAGGAAGGCAGGUUGACGGAGGAAGAUGAAAUGCUGAGUGAGGGAGAAAGCGAGGAUAUGGAGGAGGAGGAGUAUGCAAGAGAGGAAGACACUGAAAAACAAAAGGAGGAGCAGGUUAAAAGUGAGGGAAGAGAUGAGGGUGAGGAAGGAGGUAAAGAUAGAGAGGGGGAGGAAGAAAAAGAGGCAGAGGCAGAAGAGGAAGGAGAAGAUGAAAAUGAAGAAGAAAACAAAGAAAGGGAGAAUGAAAAAGACAAAGAGGAAGAAGAAGCAGAAGAAAAAGAAGAAGCCGAAGGAGAAGAAGCAGCAGGAGGAGGGGAAGGAACAGAGAAAGAGGAGGAAAUAGAGGAAAAAUAUGAAAAAGAGAAACAUAGUAAAACACCUGAGGGAGAGAAAAGCAGUAAUAGCACAGUGGAAACUGUAGAGAGAGAAGAGAGUACUCAGAAAGAGACCAUCAUUCAGCAGGAGAAAGAAAGCACUGACAAUCACACUGUGAACAAUUCUUCAGAGAACACUGAUGACCAAAUAACCGGAGGAAUCAUUGGGAGAAGAAAGUUUUCCCUGUUUAAGCGAAAGCCACCGACAGGCCAGAAGAAUGUAUGUAGUGGAGAGGAAGAUAGAUCUGGAAAGCCAUUACAGAGUGAACAAGAAAAAGAAAAGGAAGAUUUAUCUGAAGACAGUAAAGAUGAAAACCAGAAUCAUACAUUGGAGAACUCCAGGGAAACUGUGACUAACCAGGACAGAAGGAUGAAAUCUUCUACUUGUAUAUUACUCUAACACUGUUGUAGUAUGUAAAGAAUGUGACAGUCGUAAAGCACACAGUGCAAUUUUUACUUGAAAACAGUUAUGACUCACUAGAGACGUUGAUGGUUGCUUUUUUGAUUGAUUUGAUUGCUGUGAUUUUAAACAUGCAGACCAUUUUUUGGAUAUUUAUUGGUAAUUUUCAUAGUUGCAAUUGAUAGGCUUAUCAGCAUCUUGCUGGAGUUCUGUGGCCUUAACUGUUAGUGUUGUAAAACAAAAUAUAUUUUUUUAUGUGAAAAGUUGAAUACAGGCAUUUCAUGGGUUUUGCUAAAUAAUUUUGUUCUGUUUCAGUCUACGGAGUACCAUUUUCAUAUGAUACGCUUGCAAAAUUAUAAUAUUUGAUGUACAUUAUCAUUUGGUUUAACAUACUAGGUAGGAAUAUUGAGGUUCACAUUUUGAAGAGGGCACUCAGUUACUUAGAAAUACAUAUACCUUUUUCUGUCUUGACUUAGAAAAAAUAUCAGUAAAACUUUCAAGUUAACAUGCAGGCCAUUAUUGAGGCUGUUACUUAAGUAUGUGCCUAAUAUCAUAUAUGGCAGUAGUUCCAUUUGAAAUGGUACCUGAGAGCAGUGUAAGUAUAUAUGUAAGUAUCCUGCCAAACUGGGACUUGGAGAAACCUUUCUUUUCUGAGAGAUGCUGAACACCUUCACUCCUGCUGAUGUCAGUGUGAGCUGGUGGGACUCUCUCCUCACAGAUUCAGGCCCGAUAAAAACUGGACAUCCUCACCGUUGCUUCAGUGAGUCUCUAGUGAAGCUUUUCUUACAGGAAAAUAAUGUAACCACAGUUACUACGGAAUAGUAUAGCAAACAGAUCAUUAUGGGCUAAAUAUUCAUGUUUUUCUCAGGCAACCUGGCUUUUCUUCAGAUGGAGACUGAGCAGCAGGCGUAAUGAACCCCAUUACUGGUGUGGAUGAGAAGAAUGUUUGUUCUUUUAACUAGUCCGAAAAGCAGAAGUGACAAACUGACUAUUCUAAUUACCAGCGUUCCCUCUAAAUGAAAUUUGAUUUUUGAAAAUUGAGUCCAGGUGAAUAAGAAAUAUAACCCUUAUGUAAUGAACCUGAUCCAGGGUCUGUGUUUAUCCCUUACUAAAAUAUGCUUAGGUUUUUACAAAUAUACACAAGCUCUAGCACAAAUACAAAAUAAAGAAUUAUUUCUAAACUGA
Messenger RNA from Phalacrocorax carbo (great cormorant), 4830 nucleotides. The record is from RefSeq and is a predicted model, not a curated record. NCBI's taxonomy places the organism in Eukaryota, Metazoa, Chordata, Aves, Suliformes, Phalacrocoracidae.